This is a messenger RNA of Styela clava, 939 nucleotides long. RefSeq names its product microfibril-associated glycoprotein 4-like. The record is from RefSeq and is a predicted model, not a curated record. Lineage: Eukaryota; Metazoa; Chordata; Ascidiacea; Stolidobranchia; Styelidae.
AUGUGGGCGAGAAAAACUGAUUCAUUUUUCUUGGCGACAUUAAUUAUUUUCUUGUACUUUACUUGUAAGUCUCAAGCAAGUAUUAGUCUCGGAACUUGUCAUCUCUCGUGUGAUGAGAACGAGAGCCAGCUCCCUUCUCGCGUAACAGGACCGCGUGGACCACCGGGAAAGAGCGGCCCAGAAGGGCCCCGCGGAUUGGUGGGACCACCAGGGUCACCAGGUACUUGCUGCAAAGAUCCAGUUGAACGAAACAAACAGCUUGAACGUCAAGUUCAAGAGUUGGUUGAAUGGAUGUUUCCACGGGACUGUGAUGCUGUAAAAAGUCACGUGAUAUCAAGUGGAACUUACGUGAUUCGUCCGUUCAAUGAAAGUAAACAAGGAGUCCAAGUGUAUUGUGAUCAAGAAACCGGUGGAGGCGGUUGGAUUGUAAUACAAAGAAGACUUGACGGAACUGAAGAUUUUUACCGUGACUGGAAUGACUAUGUCACAGGUUUCGGUUACAAAGAACGUGAAUUCUGGCUAGGACUCGAGACGAUGCAUAGAAUAUCCACCAAUGGUCUUCAUGAGAUUCGAUUCGACUUUAUCACAAGAGACAACAAAAAAUUAUUCGCAAAAUACGGACAAUUUAAAAUUGCUGGAAAAGAAGACAAUUAUCGAAUAACGAUUACCGGAUAUUCAGGAAAUGCUGGCGAUUCGAUGGCGUACCAUAACAAUAACCAAUUUUCAACGGUGGAUCAGGAAAACGACCAGGACACGGGAAAAAAUUGCGCUGAAGUAUACAAAGCGGGGUGGUGGUACAACAGUUGCCAUUUUGCUAACUUGAAUGGUUUAUACGCAGACACGACAUCGAGCAAGGGUUUAUCCUGGUAUAAGUGGAAAAAUGCACACACUCCAUUUGCCAAAUUUGUAGAAAUGAAGAUUAGGAAACGCAGAGACUAA